Zingiber officinale is the source of this 3013-nucleotide messenger RNA. Its product is annotated as ubiquitin-like domain-containing protein CIP73. The coding region runs from base 290 to 2656 and encodes 788 amino acids. Gene Ontology annotation, molecular function: misfolded protein binding; polyubiquitin modification-dependent protein binding. NCBI's taxonomy places the organism in Eukaryota, Viridiplantae, Streptophyta, Magnoliopsida, Zingiberales, Zingiberaceae. The record is from RefSeq and is a predicted model, not a curated record. The transcript is spliced from 17 exons. Gene Ontology annotation, cellular component: BAT3 complex.
GAAAUCAAACGCGGCUGGUCUCUCCACUGCGGAGUUAAAUCUGUAUAAUUCCAACGCCGCAAUACGUUUUGUGAGGGCUCGCGAGCUGCCGUCUGUUGUUCGCCUCGUCCAGGUUUCCUACUUUCUCGCCGUCGACCUGGUUCCCCGGAACGGGUUGCCUUAUGCUUUACUGGGGGUUGAUUUUCUCGUUGGGGAUUCGGGACCUUGGGAACUCUGGCGCUGUCGAUUCCCGACGAGCCUCGAGUUAUCGGACCCCUCGAUUUUGCUAGCGUUGAGGGCAUGGGCGGUGAUGCGCUUGUUGGGGGUAUUGGGGCUUUCUUUGAUUUCCAUAUGGUCAUUUGAGGAGAAUAUGGGUGCUUAUGAUCCUUCAGAAGCAACAACAUCAUGUAUAGAUUCCACAAAAGAUUCACAGAGCACUGUAGAGAUUAAAAUUAAAACAUUGGAUUCUCGAACGUACACUUUGCGAGUAGACAAGUCUGUGCCAAUCCCAAAGUUGAAGGAACAAAUAGCCGGUAUAACUGGGGUAAUCUCUGAACAACAGCGUUUAAUAUGCCGUGGCAAGGUUUUGAAAGAUGAUGAAAUCCUGUCUACGUAUCAUGUUGAAGAUGGUCACACUUUGCAUCUGGUUGUUAGACAACCACAACCAUUUUCUUCAUUCCCAUCAACAAGUCAUAUGGAAAAUGAAGGUGCACCAGUUUCAAAUGCUACUUCAGAUACUCAUCGUAGUCAUGUUGGUCAAGGAGCUCGUACCUUAGUCUUUGAGACUGUCAAUAUUGGCCAAGGGGACCAUCAUACUCAACAUCUUUCUCAGAUUAUAUCUAGUAUCUUAAAUGCUGUUGCAACAAGAAACACUGGAUCCCAGACCUCAAGUACAGAUCUCAGGGAUUUGGGUGCAAGAACCUCUCUUGACGUUCCAGGUGGUGAGCUUGGUUCUAGGCAGUUACCCGACCAAUUCCAGCCUGCAGUUUCAUUGGGCCCCCAACAGCCAACUGUAAUUCCUGAUUCUUUGACCACUAUACAUCAGUAUUUGAGCUUCAUGAGAGAUGAGUUCUUCAGAGAAGGUGUGGAGUACAGAAAUGAAGCAAGCAUCACUAAUAUGCUCGGCAAUGGUCUUCAGUCUCGCCAUUCUUUUAUCCCAGGUGGCCUACCAAGUCCAGCAUCUUUAGUAGAAGUUCUGCUUUCUACAAGAGAAUUGCUAAUGAUGCAAGUUGAUGGAUACAUAUCACAAUUCGCAGGGCGCCUUGAGGAUCAAGCAAGUUUGACCAAUACACUUAUGCGUGGGAACCUUCAAAAUAGUGUGCUUAGAUCUGGAGUCUUAUUGCAGAACUUGGGUUCCUUGUUACUAGAGCUGGGUCGUACGACAAUGACAUUGCGAUUGGGUGAAAGACCAGCUGAUGCUGUGAUCAAUGCGGGACCAGCAGUUUUCAUCUCUGCAACUGGACCUAAUCCUGUGAUGGUUCAGCCUGUUCCUUUCUAUCCAGGAUCAAAUUUUAAUGCACAUAUGGGAGCUGCACACAAUGGCCAUGGUUUACAAGGUGAAUCAUUGGGUACUACAUUUCUUCCAGGAAAUAUCAGCAUUCGUCUUCGUGCAGGUCGUACCUUACCAGUUUCCCCUCAUAACCUAGGCACACAAGGUGGACAACAAGUACAAGGAUCAACAAAUCCAACUGAAAAUACUUCCACUGCAAAUGUUGCUGAUCUAGCUGUUUCUGGAGCUCCAAAUAAUCCAGCUGUUGCUGGAGAUUCUGGAGUUAGAGUAUUGCCAAUAAGAACGGUGGUUAGUGUACCUGCUGGCGCUGGCCGUUCAACAUCUGAGUCAUCUGGCAGUGCAGUUGGGCUAAUCUACCCUUUUCUUGCAAGGGUUCAACAUGUCACUUCUGGAAAUUUGGACGAUGCUGGGACCAAUGAAUUGUCAAAUGGGGUGAAUGAUAAUGGUCAUAACAGUGAGCAGCAGCACACUACAGGAUCCACUAUAGAAUCACAAAACUUGGAAUCUUCUAUUGGAGGUUUCAUUCAUGAGAUUAACCAAAUUUCUUCUAGUACAGUUUCUUUAGCUUCUGGAUUAAAUGCCUCAAUAAAUGAAUCAGCUUCAGCUUCACAUCAAGGCUCUUUAAGAGACUUCCUUAGUGGAGGCCAACAGUUGCAAUCGGGUAUUAACAACAACGAAAUUCAAUUUGAUCAACAAAACAGACAAAGCCCUAUUUCUCAACUAACUGGCAGAUUGGAUCAGUGGCUGCAGUCAUUUUUUCCCGCAGAGCAAGUUCAUGUUGAUGCCACUGAUCAUCCAGAGGUUGCUAGAGGUUCUUCCACUGAUCAAGCAGGCAUAGGCGGAAAUUCUCCACCUGAGGUGGGUGUAGGAGUAAGUGAGGAUGGACUAUUCUUCUCAAGGCCCCCAUGCAGAACUCGAAUGACUCUAGUACUUCCCAAAUUCGUCGAGACCCACCUGAGGCUCCCAAUCCUAAACGUGCAAGGGGAGAAUGAUUUUGAUAUUCAUAUGGAGGUGUCAAAAUUUUGCAUAAAGCGCCAGCAAAUACUACAAAGCAAACUACUGAGCACUCCACAUUUGAUUCUGAAUGUUUUUCUCCGGUCCUUGUUAAAGAGGAAUGUUAUCCAGCUUCUGAGAGAUCCCAAAACUUUUCGCCUACAUCAGAACUGAGAAGGAUUCAGGAUGAUAUAUGCAAUUCUUUUUGUUAGCGAUUGUCACUUGUACUCGAACCUGUACAAUGCCCAUUUUUUAUGCUUUAUUUCUUCAAGUUUCCGGCAAGGUGAUCAGUGCAAAUUUUAUCAAAAUUUUACUUGUAAAUCGUAGUUCAUCACCAUGACUCAUGAUAAUCUCAAACUAUUUGUGACGAUUAUGUCAUUUAACUCUGCACAAAAUCAUAGUGUCAGUAAUAUUUAUAUUUGUUAAUUACUCACCAGUUAUGUUACUUCUUCAGGUAAUUGUAUAUCCACUGGUUGUAAUAAUGUUUUUUGCAGAGAUGUUAAAUAAAAUUUAAACCGAAUUUAUGCAUUA